Choloepus didactylus (southern two-toed sloth) is the source of this 3114-nucleotide messenger RNA. It is a transcript of the gene HRH1, whose product is annotated as histamine receptor H1. Lineage: Eukaryota; Metazoa; Chordata; Mammalia; Pilosa; Megalonychidae. Bases 184 to 1638 code for a protein of 484 amino acids. The transcript is spliced from 2 exons. Gene Ontology annotation, cellular component: membrane; dendrite. Gene Ontology annotation, biological process: positive regulation of vasoconstriction; regulation of vascular permeability; G protein-coupled receptor signaling pathway, coupled to cyclic nucleotide second messenger. Gene Ontology annotation, molecular function: G protein-coupled serotonin receptor activity; histamine receptor activity; neurotransmitter receptor activity. The record is from RefSeq and is a predicted model, not a curated record.
GCCCAGCUGAUCUGUGGCAGAGUUGGGAUUUGAACACUGUCUUGUCUGACGUUUCCAGCUUAUGAAGGAAAAUCAAGGCUGCAGAUGGGAUCCUAGGUCCCUCCAAGUUUGUGGCUCGCAGCAGCAAAGGUGAAGAAUAGAGGGAAUGGGAGGGAGCCAUAGCUGGAGGUUGCUCUUGUGCUGAUGACCCUUCUCAAUUCCUCUUAUGUCUUAGAAGACAAGAUGUGUGAGGGGAACAAGACCACCAUGGCCAUGCCCCAGCUGAUGCCCCUGGUGGUGUUCCUGAGCUCCAUCUCCGUGGUCACCGUGGGGCUCAACCUGCUGGUCCUAUAUGCUGUCCGGAGCGAGCGGAAGCUACACACCGUGGGGAACCUGUAUAUCAUCAGCCUCUCGGUGGCGGACCUGAUCGUGGGGGCCAUUGUCAUGCCCAUGAACAUCCUCUACCUCCUCAUGUCCAAGUGGUCCCUGGGCAGGCCACUCUGCCUCUUUUGGCUGUCCAUGGACUACGUGGCCAGCACUGCGUCCAUUUUCAGCGUCUUCAUCUUGUGCAUCGAUCGCUACCGCUCCAUCCAGCAGCCUCUCAGGUACCUGAGGUAUCGUACCAAGACCCGAGCAACAGCUACCAUCUUGGGGGCCUGGUUUCUCUCCUUCCUGUGGAUUAUUCCCAUUCUAAGCUGGCGUCACUUCAAAUCGGAGAACUCGCACCGGGAGGACAGGUGCGAGACAGACUUCUACAAAGUCACCUGGUUCAAGAUCAUGACCGCCAUCAUCAACUUCUACCUGCCCACCUUGCUCAUGCUGUGGUUCUACGCCAAGAUCUACAAGGCCGUACGGCAACACUGCCAGCACCGGGAGCUCAUCGACAGUUCCCUUCCUUCCUUCUCAGAAAUUAAGCUCAAGCCAGAGAAUCCCAAGGUGAUUACCAAGAAACCAGGCAAGGAGUCUCCCUGGGAGGUUCUGAAAAGGAAGCCAAAAGAUGCUGGGGGUGGACCUGUCCUGAAGCCACCAGUGCAAGACCCAGAGGAGAUGAAAUCCCCAGUUGUCUUUAGCCAAGAGGAGGAUGGAGACGUGGCGAAACGCCAUUGCUUCCCACCUAGCAUUGUUCAGGUGCAGACUGUGGCAGAGGAGAGUAACAGAGGUUAUGAUGCAGUCAACCAAGGCCAGCUUGAGACAGAGGAGCAGGGCCUGAGCAUGCGUGGGGCCGGUGAAAUGGCAGAGGACCAGAUCGGAGGUGAUAGCCAGUCCUGCUCCCGGACAGACUCAGACACCCCCACAGAGCCUGCAUCUGGGAAAGGCCAAUUGAGAAGUGAGUCUUGCACGGGCCUGGAUUAUAUCAAGUUUACCUGGAAGAGGCUCCGCUCACAUUCAAGACAGUAUGUGUCUGGGUUGCACAUGAACCGCGAACGGAAGGCCGCCAAACAAUUGGGUUUUAUCAUGGCAGCUUUCAUCCUUUGCUGGAUUCCUUACUUCGUCUUCUUCAUGGUCAUUGCCUUUUGCGAGUGCUGCUACAACGAGCCCGUGCACAUGUUCACCAUCUGGCUGGGUUACAUCAACUCUACACUGAACCCCUUCAUCUAUCCUUUGUGCAAUGAGAACUUCAAGAAGACGUUCAAAAAAAUUCUGCACAUCCACUCCUAAGGGAGGCUUUGAGGGGGUGAAACAAAGAGAUGCUUAGGAUGUCAAAGGAGGAAAUGGAAGAUGGAUGCCUGCAUCUUGCCAGGCUCCUGGGCUUUCUGGAGUCAAAAGAAUAGUCUUAGUGGCUGGGUCAUUUGGAAGGUUCUUAUGCGGCUCUGGAAGGAGAGCGGAUGGUGGUGGUCAACAGGGAGAAGGUACUCUGAGUAGAAAGCGGAGCAAUUCCAAGAGACUCAGACCGGGAUAGAACUCUCCAACUUCUCAGGAAAUCUGGGAACUUGAGACUCCUAUUGUAAUUCAAGCUUUCGGACUUGAAUUAGUUGGCAACUGAAAGGAUGGGUGGAUAGUUUCACUGGAAAAUCGGACAGAAUUCUCGAGCCUAACUGGAAUGGAGCUAUCAGGCUGUGCAGAGACUUUACACAGCAGAUAUGUGCUCCCCCCCUUUAAGGGGUCUCCUUGAGAGGUGUCACAGCUGUUUCACUGUGGCUCUCACUUCUCAGAACACCUCUUUUCUGAAUGUCUUUUACAGCUUUCUGCAGAACCAGUGUCUGAACCUCCCCUCUGUCCCCCAGAAAUUCUGCCUUAAUAUUUCUUUCUCACGCAUAUCUUAUUGGUAGGAAAUUAGGCAGUUUGAACAGCCAUCGUUUUCAACCCCAAUUCUUUUUGGCUAUUAAAAAGUAAUGAUAAAAUCUGCCCUCAAAAAGAAAGAGGAGAGAAAUACUUUUGAGUGGUUGGCACAUUAAAAAAAAAUAAAAAGGCAUAGGGGAAAGAAAACCAUAUUGCUUCAGGGCUAUAUGCCAGCUUUAUCUCUUUUAAGCUUCACACAGGACAGUGUUGUUACUAGCUCCAGUUUACAGAGGCGCAAAUUGAGGUGCAACAAGGUUAAAUAAAUUGCUGAGAUCACACAGCUAGUGGUGAGAGAGAGCUGGAAUGAAGACCCUGUCUGGGUCCAGCUCAUUGUAACAUAUUUUCUCCAAAAGGCAAAGAUUUGUCUUAUUAAGUACAUGCACAGAAACAUUUCCAAGCAUGAUGGCAAUUCUCAAAAAACUAUAUUGGGAGGAGAAACAGCUGUUGUGGUGUGUCUGUGGCCACAAAAGGUGACUCCUUUGAAGACACAGUGUGCAUUUUUAUCUGAGUUCCACUGUGUUUGUUUAAAAAAGUUAUCAUGUUCUUUUAAAGUCAUACUUAGGUAAAAACUAGCUUGAUUUUACUUGGUGUUUUUGUUACAAUCUGAUUGUGAUUUGUAUUUCAAAACCUGAUACUAAACCAUAAUGUGUGUAGCAAAUGGGAACAGCUUUAAAAGCUGGUGUUUUGUGUCUUAUGUUAGUGUUUGCAUGAUCUGUUAAAAUGAGAUAUUUUUGCCUACCUAAAAUACGAUAUUUGAAGCUGUAGUGUUAUGUGGUUUAUUUAUUUCUACCUUUCUGAGUCUCUUGGACUGAGAAGAUAUAUUAAAAUAUCAAAUAUAUUGAAAUGCCAAAUGUU